Cherax quadricarinatus is the source of this 1933-nucleotide messenger RNA. The record is from RefSeq and is a predicted model, not a curated record. NCBI's taxonomy places the organism in Eukaryota, Metazoa, Arthropoda, Malacostraca, Decapoda, Parastacidae.
AUGAAUCAAAAUAUCACAGCAACUCCAAUGUGCAUAUCUAGAAAUCCAUCUCGACCAAUCACAUUUGACUUCAAAGAUCUUUUAGCCAAUGGUAAAUCUGAGAGAGAUUAUUGGGAGCCAGUAAUUGGUUUGGAGAUCCACGCGCAGAUCUCAUCAAUCAGCAAAUUAUUCUCCCGUGUUGGUACCAGAUAUGGAGCUCCUCCAAACACUCAAGUUGGCAUAUUUGAAUCAGCUCACCCAGGAACCUUACCAGUCCUGAAUAAGAGGUGUGUUGAAGCAGGAAUAAAGACAGCUUUGGCCUUUGGAGCUACUGUCAACAAAAUAUCUCUUUUUGAUCGCAAGCAUUAUUUUUACCCAGAUCUUCCGGCUGGUUACCAGAUCACUCAACUAGAUUAUCCACUAGCAAGCAAUGGCAGAUUAGAAUUCAUCGUCUUAAACUCUUCUCUCCAUAAACAUCCAUACCGACAUUCAGUUGAUUUGUUGCAACUUCAGCUUGAGGAGGACAGUGGCAAAAGCAUUCACGACAAGGAUAAUAAUAGGGUACUUGUGGAUCUUAAUCGUGCAGGUCAACCACUGAUGGAACUUGUAUUUGCCCCUGGGUUACGUAAUGGUGAAGAGGCUGCUGCCAUGGUUAAAGAAGUUGCCCUUAUCCUCACUAGAAUAGGAACUUGUAAUGGACGAAUGCAUGAGGGAGCUCUUCGAGUAGAUGCUAAUAUAUCAGUUCACAGACCUGAUGAGCCGCUGGGAACCAGGACUGAAGUGAAGAACCUCGGUUCCAUUGGGUCUCUGCUGAAAGCAGUUGACUACGAGAUUCAGCGGCAGAUUGAUAUUUUGGAAUCCGGCGGCAAUGUGACUAGUGAAACUCGUAGUUUUGAUACACAUACUCAAGAAACCAUCAGCAUGAGAGAUAAAGAAGUUAUCCAGGACUACCGCUUCAUGCCUGAGCCAAACUUGCUUCCACUCCGUCUGCAUGAUUCCUCAGAACCCAAUUGCCAAUAUGAUGGCUCACUUGAUAUCAGUAAAGUUCGUGCUAAAAUACCAGAGCUACCUGAAGCUACUAGACAAAAACUGAUAAGGGAUUAUGGACUCUCACUAGAGAAUGCAUUUUUGCUUGCUAGUAAGGAUGAUCUUUUGGACUACUUCAUGGCAGUGAUGUCAAAUACUAAGAGAAGUUCCAAACUCGUUUGUAACCUCUUGCUUAAUAACCUACUGGAAGCUCUAAACAGCAUCAAUACAGACAUUACAAACAGUCCACUUUCAGCAUCAGCCUUUGGUGAAAUUGUCGACCUACAGCAGAGUUGCAGAAUCGUAACUAAUAUAUCCCAGCAAGUGAUCAGUGCCAUAUGCAUUGAGAGAGACUCACGGUCGCCUACUCAGAUUGUGCUUGACAAUAACUGGCUGCAGCUUUCUAAUGAUGUCAUGGAGGAAAUUGUUGAAAAGAUUUUGGCUGAUAACUUGGAGUUGGUUGAAAAAUACAAAAAAAGUAAGAAGAAGAAGCUGUUGAAUGCCUUGAUGGGAAAGAUUAACAAAGCCUCGGACAACAGAGCAAACAUGAAAAUUGUAAAUGAUGUUCUUCUGAAGAAGUUGAGCUCUUAGUUAUUUUUUGCACUGAAGUAAAUGUCAGGAAAUAGUAUGUUGUUAGAAUUAUAAGUUAAAAUUUUGCAUAAUUGGUCAUAAUGUCUGGCAACAUCUGAGCCAUGAUUAAUUGUAUAAAGAGAUUAAAGCAGUGGUGCUAAUAAUAGUAUAAUUAUUGAUAUAUAAAUGGAAAAUAUCAAGAGGCAAGUGAACCCUUCUGUAUAAAUUACUAAAUUUAAAAAGAAAAACUUUCAUUUUUUUGUUUUGGGCCACCCUGCCUCGGUGGGAUACCGCCAGUUUGUUGUAAUAAAGAAGAAAGAAAUGGAAAAUAUACUGUAUAUUAAAAAAAUUACCUAGU